This is a messenger RNA of Monascus purpureus, 657 nucleotides long. The record is from the annotation of a GenBank genome assembly. Lineage: Eukaryota; Fungi; Ascomycota; Eurotiomycetes; Eurotiales; Aspergillaceae.
GCGCGCAGAGGCAUUCUUAUACUUAGCUGUAUUAAUUAUUCUUCUCCUUCGAAGCCUUCUAAGCCAUCUACCCCUCUACCCCUCCAUCUUAUACUCCCCUCCUCCCGCGUUGUCCUGCUCAGUCGGCUCCUGCAACCAUCGCGCUUGAUGUACUCCCGCACCACCCUGUUGAGCCGUUAUCUCAAUCUUCCCCGCGCAUAUUUAAAUUACCCGCAUAAUCAUAGACCGUUUGCCUUCCUCUCCGCGCAUUCCUUUGGGGCAACGAGCGCCACCAUGGCUGAUGCAACUUCGGGUGUCUCUGCCGACUCUCUGAGGGCCAAAUUGAUUGAGCAGCUGCAGGCGCAACAUGUUGAGAUUGAGGAUCUGUCCGGUGGUUGCGGUCAGGCCUUCCAAGCGGUCAUUGUCUCACCCAAAUUCGAGAGCAAGAACUUACUCGCACGGCAUCGGCUUGUGAAUUCAGUCCUGAAGUCGGAGAUUGCUGCCAUCCAUGCCUGGACGCCAAAGUGUUAUACCCCCGAACAGUGGCAGAGUUUGCAGCAGGGAAGCACUUAAUGCAGUUAUUUAUCUAUGGGAGAUAAAUAGAGAUGCAAGAGGGUUUUGUCCUUGGUAGCUUUGUCUAAAAAUUUCAUAUGCACUAUUAGGUAGCAGGAUUUUUCA